CUUCACGACGCUGGGCAGCUGAGCUGCGGCUGAACCUCAGCUGCGCCCGCUAUCUCCAUCUCCCUUCCAGACCAAAUUUUUCGGAUUGACUUGCCUGCAGCUCCACGUUGACGACGAAGAACGCACGGUGCGAUUCGGCAUCGCCGACUGCCCAGCACGCGAUCCUCUCAAUCAGCAGUAUGCUGGGUCUAUAAAAUGGGGAACUCCCCCGGCACUGAGAUAGCUUUUCAUCAACAGCAGCAACUUCUAACUCACUUCUCAACUACCCACUUCUACACUCUUCAGACACCGUUGUCUACCACAAUCCUAACAUCUUCAUCAUGCCUGUCUCUAAGGGAAACACCAUCACCAUCCCCACUCGGUUCCUCGGCGGCGCGGAGGGCAAGAAGGUCACCGUCCGGUGGCAGCAGACCUUCCGCGACCGCCACGAGGACUACUGGAUCUGCAAGUGGACCAACAAGACCAACCCCGGCGACCAGGGCGUCAUCUUCGUGCAGGCCAGCAAGCUCGAGCAGCUGAAGUCGCGCAAGGUCGACGGCGACGACCUCACCGUCAUCGUCAGCGACGAGUUCCAGUACGGUCAGAAGAAGGACCAGACCAACCGCUUCCUGGUCUACCACGACAAGUCCAACAAGCCCUAUCAGCACCGCUUCAUGGAAAACACCCUGACCUCCCUCGGCUCCAAGGGCGCCGACUUCGUCAUCAGCCUCGGAUACUCCGACGUCUCCAAGGUCGAGGAUAUCCUCAAGCACUUCAUCGGUGACUACCUUAAGGACUUUUAG
Aspergillus japonicus CBS 114.51 is the source of this 782-nucleotide messenger RNA. RefSeq lists its product as uncharacterized. The transcript is spliced from 3 exons. Lineage: Eukaryota; Fungi; Ascomycota; Eurotiomycetes; Eurotiales; Aspergillaceae. Bases 321 to 782 code for a protein of 153 amino acids. The record is from RefSeq and is a predicted model, not a curated record.